This is a messenger RNA of Clarias gariepinus (North African catfish), 2927 nucleotides long. It is a transcript of the gene parp3, whose product is annotated as poly (ADP-ribose) polymerase family, member 3. Gene Ontology annotation, molecular function: NAD+ poly-ADP-ribosyltransferase activity. Lineage: Eukaryota; Metazoa; Chordata; Actinopteri; Siluriformes; Clariidae. The transcript has 11 exons. Gene Ontology annotation, cellular component: site of double-strand break. The coding region runs from base 120 to 1694 and encodes 524 amino acids. The record is from RefSeq and is a predicted model, not a curated record.
UACGAAGCUCACUGCUGCUAAAUACAAACCUCCGGAUACACGGACACCGCAGACAUCGACGGCGGUUUUGGACGAGACGUGUCGGACUUUUACAAAGCGAAAACGUACAAGAAGAAAGCAUGGCUCCAAAGAGAAGGGCAGCGGCUGCCACCAAAGCAGGCGGAAAGAAGAUAAAAGAAGAGCCUGAAGCGCCAGUAAAAGACAAGUUCACCUCGGCUAAAGAAGCUUUGAAGGCCACAGGCUCACAGGUUAAGGUCAAAAGGAAACCAGACUUCUAUUGUCAACUGUUGAAUGCCGAGGUUUAUGAAGAUUAUGACUGUAUGCUCAAUCAGACCAACAUUGGAAAUAACAACAACAAAUUUUAUUUAAUCCAGGUCUUAUUGUCAGGAGGGAAAUAUUAUUGCUGGACAAGAUGGGGCAGAGUAGGAGAUGCAGGACAGAACAAUUUAUCUGAACCUUCAAAUGCUGAUGCUGCCAUUAAGAACUUUGAAAAGAAAUUCAAAGACAAAACAAAGAACAACUGGAGCGAUCGUGCUAACUUUGUCUCUUAUGCGGGAAAAUACACUCUGAUUGAAGUGGAAGGAGACUAUGACGCUGAAGUGAUGGUUGAUGCUGUAGAUGGCAAAGUCGUGACAGCAAAAAAGAACAUUCUGCCCUGCACACUGAAAGAUGCAACGCAAAGACUCAUCAAGUUCAUCUUUAACAAUGACAUGUUCAAGGAGGCCAUGGAGAGCAUGAACCUGGACGUUAAGAAGAUGCCGCUGGGGAAGCUGAGUAAGCAGCAGAUUGCUAAAGGCUUUGAGGCAUUAGAAGAGAUUGAAGAAGCAAUAAGGAGAAAAAAUAAUGAAAGGAAGUUAGAAGAGCUUACUUCUAAGUUCUUUACCAUUAUUCCACAUAACUUUGGCCGCAAUAGACCCCCUGUCAUCAGAACUAAUGCCAUCCUUCAGGACAAGAAGGAGAUGCUUCUGGUCUUGGCAGAUAUAGAGAUCGCCCAAAGCCUUAAAGCUGAAUCAGAAAAAGCGAAGGAUGAGAUGGUGGAGACUGUUCCUCAUCCAAUAGACCAGGACUAUCAGUCUCUAAAAUGCAACCUUAAACUCAUGGAUAAAAAAUCUAAAGAGUUUAAGAUUAUUGAGAAGUACUUAAGUGCCACUGGUCAAAGACUCCGCAUAAUAGAUGUAUGGGAAGUGGACAGAGAUAAAGAGGCAGAGCGCUUCAGUGACAAUGAUGCUUUGGACAACCGGAGGUUGCUGUGGCAUGGAACUAACGUAGCCGUUGUGGCAGCUAUUCUGAAAAGUGGUCUACGCAUCAUGCCACACUCUGGUGGUCGAGUGGGCAGUGGUAUUUACUUUGCCUCAGAAAAUUCCAAGUCUGCUGGUUAUGUCCGAACAUCAAAGGAUAUCGGCAUUAUGUUUCUGAAUGAAGUUGCUCUUGGCAAGGAAUACACCAUUACCAGAGAUGACCCUUUCCUAAAAGAGGCUCCUAAUGGCUACAACAGUGUGGUAGCACGUGGGACACAAGAACCAGAUCCCUCAAAAGAUGUCUUCAUUCAGCUAGAUGGGAAGGAAGUUGCCGUGCCACAGGGGAAACCCAUAAAACAACCUCAGUACCAGACUAGCAGCUUCUACAACAGUGAGUAUCUAAUUUACAAAGAGAGUCAGUGCCGCAUCCGCUACCUGCUGGAGCUCCACUUCUAACCUCAUCCUGUGAAGAGCCCGAAUCCUGCUCCACUAAACAUGGUUGUUUAACUCUUACAAAGUUGCUUUUGUGCGUCAUAUUUAUAGUGGACCAAAGUUGAUAAAAAAAAUUUAUUUGCUGACAUGUUCAGCAUAACUUCAUUUGUAAUUCAAACCAUUAAUAAAUAAAGAAAAUAUUGAUAAGAUUUUUUGGAAUUCAGAGGGUAUGUGGAGGAUCUGUUUUUUUUUUUUAUUUUUUUUUUUUAAGUUGCUCAAACCUUUUUAAAUUACAAACAUAUUUUUGCAUUUAGCGGACAUGAUAGGUUUUCUGCGUUUGUUCAAGACAGUUUUAGUGCCUUCAUUUUAUUACAGAAGCUGUUUGAAUACUUGUCUCUGUCUUGAACUUGCUUUUGAAUUGUGCAACGUCUAAAACAAAAGUGAAACGUAUGUUUGUAACUUAAAAGAAGUUAAAUUGUGCUGAAAUUUCCAUUGUUUCUGUUAGAAUUCUGUAUUGGCUUUCUAUCUUGACAUUGUUUCUAACUUUGUUAGUGUUUUGGGCAAUAUACAUGUUUGUGUUUUUCUUUUUUUUUUUUUCCUUUUUCUUUUUAAACCACUGUAUCCAUCCAUGCCAUGUGAAUUGUGUACCUUAAGAAAAGGGCCAUUGUUCGUUAUUAAUUAAUUUGGGGUAAAAAUUAGAACUGUUAUAUUCCUGUAUGAAUCCUGAAAUUUAUAUUCAAUAAUUUUGUCUUUAAAAAAAAUUAAAGCAUGUAUUUGUAUUUACUUUAAAGGAGCUACACAACUGAUUCCUAAGAUUGAACUAUCGGUACCUGAUCACAUUGUUUCAAAGUUUACUUUUUAUACUGCUCAUUGUCUCUGUCUUGUUUGAAAUCUUUCACAAGGUCCCAGAACCAAAUACCCUUAAAAAAAAAAAAAAAUCUAAAUCAGCACCCAGCAGUUCACAUUUUAUUUUAUGUGGCCUCUUUGUGGCAUCUUCAUUAUAGAGAUCACUCUCUACAUUAUUUUUAUUUUUAACAUGUGCUCCAAAUUUGAAGUUUAUUAUGCAUACCUGCAUAUUGCACUAUGAACAUAACAUAAAUUAUAUUACUGUUAAUGCUUGCUUGAGUCCAGGACUUGCCUAGUUCACUUGCACUUUGUUUACUGCUAACUGAUUUUGAAGGAAUGUCAAGCUCUUAAGAGUGCCUUGGGUAAACUUGUUGCUGUGGUAACUCAACAGGUGGGAAAUAAAUAAUUGUG